AGUGACACUCAUAAUAUACUGCUUUGGCUACAUGAGCAAAUAGCUGCCUUUUGUGGUCUUAGUAAACCUAAACAAACACAACGUUGUGUCUCUUUAAUGCCAGAUUCAACUGUGUAUUAUGUGAACGUAGUUAAUUCUCUGUAAGACAGUUAAGUAUCUCGUCUUGGUUGCCAAUUUGACAACAUAGUAUUUCCACAUAUGGUUUGUCUAUAGGUUUUGAAAGAUGGCAAGUGAAUCAUCAACAAGUGGCUCCGGAAAACUGCGUCAGUUUGUGUGUGUAGAGUAUCCUGGACUUAUCAAUAAUGUUGACAACAUGAUAGAAACACUGGGUGGAAUAGAGAAAAUUUCAGAGGUGUAUUGUGAGGAUAAUCGGAGAAUGGAGCUCCGUUUUAGACCUAAUGAUGUAUAUUGCAAACCUACGUGUGGUGAAAGGCACAACUCCACUGCUUUACUGAUCCGUGUUGUUCGGAGGAAGAAAAAGAGAAAAUUGAAAUUAGAAGGAGGAGAGAGUCCUCUAGAAGGGAAUUAUAAUGAAACUCCAUCACAGGCUAGCGAUUCAUCAUCAACAAUCAGAUCAGAAUUAGUAGGGAUCAUCCACACCACUUAUAAAUUUAAUAAUUUGUGUGACUUCCAGUAUGUGCCUUUAAUGACUGGAGAAGAUGGCUGCAGUCAAGUGUGUAUUUAUAAUGAUCUUGUUCCAAGAGGUAUGGAAAGUGCCAACUGGCUACAUCAGCCAGCACCCUUGUACCUUCCACCUGCUGCUUUUACUCGCAUGGACACACCACAAGAUUAUCGAUAUCGACGGGAAGCCAAUAGUGACCCCAAAUCAAAAGUGCCUCAGAAUAUCAUUUGUCGCACUCGGCAGAGAAGGACACACUUUGCAAUUUUUCAAACAUUUAAAGAUGAAGAUGUACCAAAGUGUCCUCUUCAGGGAGCAAUGUCUCAAAUCAGAAUAAAAUUCAUGGAGAAUGCUCUUUAUCAGGGUUUGAAGGAAGAGUUUGAAAAACGACCAAUUUGGUCGAAGAAUGCUCUUAGAGUUCGCCUAGAUUAUACCAAGGAUAAACUCAAAUAUCUUUUACCAACCCUGUCAUAUUAUUUUCAUACAGGACCAUGGAGGAAUCUGUGGGUGCGAUUUGGAUAUGAUCCCCGUAAAGACCCUACUGCUUGGAUAUACCAGACAUUUGACUACCGCAUAAGACAAGCUGGUGGUGUUAAAACAAAAGUAGAGGCCAAACGCAGUUAUUCAAAUUAUGUUUUGCCUUAUAAAAGUUCAAAUGCAUCUAGGAGAAAGAUUUCAGUCAUUCAUUCUUUACAUUUAGGGCAAGGGGGAGAUGAUGAUAGUGAAACUAACAGAGAUUCUGAAAAGAACUUGGAAGAACUAUAUAUAUUCAGACCAGGGAUGAUUCCACCAUAUAGGCAAAUGUUUUACCAAUAUUGUGAUAUUCAGGUACCUGAAAUACAGAAGCUUUUAGAAGAUUCUAUUUUAACUGGAGCAAAUAAAGUAUGUUCUGAAAAACAUGGAUGGUUACCAGCAGGCGUAGAAGCAAAGUGCCGUGAUAUUAUAUCUCGGCUAAUUGAAAAAACACUGGCUGAGAGAACAGCUCAAGGACAAGGUCUGGAUGAGGAAGAAUUGAGGUCAAAUUCUGACACGGACUCUCCUACAGAAGGCAAUUCUACUGAAGAAGAAAUUAACUAAUUUAGAGGGCAUUAGCACACAUGUAGCUAUCAUGUUCAUGAAGUGCAGUCAUUAUACAGUACUGUCAUAGAAAGGGAAAUUGAUCCCUGCCAAAAUAUAGUGCAAUUAAAAAGACAGAAAU
Macrobrachium nipponense is the source of this 1817-nucleotide messenger RNA. It is a transcript of the gene l(2)37Cd, whose product is annotated as general transcription factor 3C polypeptide 5-like. The coding region runs from base 224 to 1696 and encodes 490 amino acids. Lineage: Eukaryota; Metazoa; Arthropoda; Malacostraca; Decapoda; Palaemonidae. The transcript has 5 exons. Gene Ontology annotation, cellular component: transcription factor TFIIIC complex. Gene Ontology annotation, biological process: transcription initiation at RNA polymerase III promoter. The record is from RefSeq and is a predicted model, not a curated record. Gene Ontology annotation, molecular function: RNA polymerase III type 1 promoter sequence-specific DNA binding; RNA polymerase III type 2 promoter sequence-specific DNA binding.